Molecule: messenger RNA, 1794 nt
Organism: Parnassius apollo (apollo)
Lineage: Eukaryota; Metazoa; Arthropoda; Insecta; Lepidoptera; Papilionidae
Source: the annotation of a GenBank genome assembly
AUGUUUGAUCCAACUUUUUCACUUAUUAAGCUUCUUCAUAAUAUUACACAUACAUAUUUGAACGACUGCACUCCCGUCAUACUUUACGACAGGAAAGUUCAUUCAAAAGAAAGCUAUUUAGUUCAAAAUUUGUUGAGAGAUUUUCCAGCUACUUAUAUUCAUGGAUAUAUUGACGAUAAUGAUCAAUUAACAGAACCAAAACUCCUUCAAUUUAACAGAGAUUGUGUUCACUUCAUGGUGUUUUUAAAUGAUGUGAAGAAAAUUGCUAAAGUUUUAGGUAAAAAAACUGAAAAUAAAGUUGUAGUUGUAACACAAUCAUCACAGUGGGCUGUGCAAGAGUUUCUUGCAGGUCCUAUGUCUAGGAUGUUUGUUAAUUUACUUGUAAUUGGACAAAGUUUUAAAGAAGAAGAUAGCAAUGUGGAAGCGCCUUACAUAUUAUAUACACACAAACUAUAUAUAGAUGGAUUAGGUGCAAGUAAAUCUGUCGUCUUAAAUUCUUGGUCUCAUGGCAAAUUUUCUAGAGAGUUGAAUUUAUUUCCUCCCAAAAUGACUGAAGGUUAUGCCGGUCAUCGAUUUAUUGUAUCAGCGGCAAAUCAGCCACCGUAUACAUUUAGGAGGGUAACGACAGAUAGCGAUGGUGGUAAUCCGAAAGUUGUUUGGGAUGGAAUCGAGAUCAGACUACUUAAUUUGCUAGCUGAGAGAAACAAUUUCUCUUUAGCAAUUGUAGAACCUCGUGAGUUACAUUUAGGUUCAGGAGAUGCAGUUGCUAAAGAAGUAAUUAGGGGUAAAGCAGAUAUUGCAGCAGCGGGAAUGUACAUUACAAGUGAAAGGAUUCAUGAAUUAGAUAUGACUUUUCCACAUUCUCAAGACUGUGCCAUCUUUAUAACUCUGAUGUCUACAGCUUUGCCAAGGUAUCGAGCAAUUUUAGGACCAUUUCAUUGGCAUGUUUGGGUGGCACUGACUUUUACUUAUUUAAUCGGCAUUUUUCCUUUAGCUUUUUCUGAUAAACAUACCCUACAGCAUUUAUUACAUGACUCCGGUGAAAUAGAAAACAUGUUUUGGUCAAAACGUGCCGUACUACACAUAUCAAACGAAUGUUUUGUACCAUUUGGUGUAGCCUUAGGCUUUCCUCGAAAUUCUGUAUAUUACGAAAAGUUAAGUGCAGAUGUCCGAAGAAUAUGGCAAAGUGGAAUUAUUGAUAAGAUUUUAAACGAAGUCCGCUGGGAAAUUCAACGCACUACCACUGGCAGGCCUCCGGUUGUAAAGGAAUCACAUAGGGUAACUUCCGCUGAAGAAAAAGGAUUAACUUUAGAAGAUACGCAAGGCAUGUUUCUUCUUUUAGGAGCUGGCUUUCUUAUAGCGGCCGGAGCUCUUAUAAGCGAGUGGAUGGGAGGUUGUUCAAGGCGGUGUCGGUGUAGACGAAAGAAGGUUGUACACUCCGGUACUAAUUUAAUAAAAAAUAUGAAAUAUGAUGCAAAAAUUAUUAACAAUGAAUCUGGUUUAAGUGACAGUAGGUUAGCUUUUACUAGUGCGGGGUCUAGAGAAUCGUUAGACGGUCAAGUUAUUAACGUUUCUGAAGAGAGUAUCGUCGUUCACAACGAAUAUAAUAUAUUUGAAUCAGGUUCAAAAUCAGUCUCCGCUGAUUUUGAUAGAGAGAUAAAAGAAAUUUUUGAAAGAGAUCAUCAGAGGCGGAGCAUUACACUUAACAAAGAAAUUAUAACAGCCGAUAGAAACAAGCAGAUGACGAAUUUAACCGGUGCUUUGGGAGACUUCGCUAAUACUCACGAGUUAUAA